AUGAGGAAUGUUUUGGAAAAUACGAUCACGUGAUGAAGAAAGCAAAGACAGUAUUUUUAUAAAAUACAUUAUUAUUAAUGUGUUUUUGAAAUAUUUCAAAUCAAAUUAAUAUAAAAAUCAAAAAAGUCGUAAGUUUUAUUUCAAUAAUAUUGGUUUUUGAACCUUUCUUUGUAAAGAAUUUAGAACUUUUUCACGAGAAACACCCAUUUAUCACAUUCCGAAAAUUCAAUGAAAAGGAGUAAAGCACAACGUGUCAAAAGAUAACACGUAUACUGUUUGUAACUUUAAACAACGUUAAAAAAUAUAGAAAUUAUGUUAAGCUAUUAUUAUUCUCAGAAAUGUCUUUAAAAAGUAUUUAUUUUUUCAGAUAGGAUAUUAUCACUCAUGGAACUUCAACAAUUCAAAGCUUUUAUUACCAUCAUCAUUCUAUCAUUUAUAUCUAUAAUUCUGAUGUUAUAUUACUUUACUGGAUUACUUUCUUCAAAACUUCCAACUUUUGUCUAUGACAUCAAUUUAAAAACUAUCCCAACAAAGGCACCGUCACCUUCGUAUAUACCUUCUAAAAGUACUAUAGAUAAUCAAUAUCUACUUCAUAAGGUCACAAUUUCAAAUUCAAGUAAUAGGAUUUUAACUUCUCAAAAUGAAUGGAUUUCGACAAAACCACCGUAUUCAACGGUUGUUCUUCCCGAGUACAAAGCUCUGGGUGUUGAUUGUAGUAGGAUAUUUAAUAAUGAUGUUGAAUAUACAAAAACCAUAAUCAAACAGCAAGACUCUAUUAAACAUACAAUUUUUCCUGAUCAAAAAGUAGCCGACUAUGCUAUUGACUGUACAAAGUAUAGAAGACACUAUACUACAACUAUACCGACACGAGAAGAGGCCGAUUAUCCUCUAGCCUUUCAAAUAUUAACCUUCAAAGAUGCUGCUCAAUUCGAGUAUCUCUUGAAAACAAUAUAUCGUCCUCACAACCAAUACUGUAUUCACGUUGAUAAAAAGUCGAAGCAACCAUUUUGGUCUGCUAUUUUAAAUAUUGCUAAAUGCUUUGAUAAUAUUGAGGUCAUUGAUGAAAAGGAAGCUGUGGAUGUCAAAUGGGGAUUUUACAGUGUUCUAGAACCAGAAAUUAUAUGUAUGAAAAAUCUAUGGAAGAGAAAAACCAAGUGGAAAUACUUGAUCAAUUUGACAGCUCAAGAGUUUCCUCUUCAAACUAUGCAGGAUCUUAUAAAAAUUCUAAAAUCUCUAAAAGGAGCUAACAGUUUAGAAGGAACUGUAGCAAGAAGGAACGUUGAAAGAACUGAGAAAGAUAUUAAUAUGAAACCUAAAAUACCAUUCAACAAAGGAAUUACCAUUGCAAAAGGUGCAGUUCAUUUAGUUGUUCAAAGGGGAUUCGUGGACUACGCUCUACAUAAUACAACUGCACUAGAAUUUAAUGAUUGGCUUAAAGAUACUUUUCACCCCGAUGAAACAUAUUUUCCAAGUUUAAAUCACAGUCCACAACUUCACAUUCCAGGAUCAUAUACUGGUAAUCCUGAAACGGAUCCUGUAACAUAUCCAUUUAUUGGGCGAUUCAAAAAUUGGGGAGGUUACCCUUUUGACUAUCCUUGUGCUGGAAAAAGGGUCCGUGGCAUUUGUAUACUAAGUAUUGGUGAUUUAUCAUUAUUGGCUAAUAGGAAAGAAUUAUUUGCGAAUAAAUUUCAUUUGGAUUACCAACCUUUUGCCCUUCAAUGCAUGAGGGAAUUAAUAUAUAACCGAACGAGAGAUGAAUUAGCUGGUAAGAGAGAAAUUGACCUCUCUUAUUACGAAAAUCUAAAAAUGGUGAAAUAUCAUAUUGGAUCUUCUCCUUGA
Molecule: messenger RNA, 1839 nt
Organism: Dimorphilus gyrociliatus
Lineage: Eukaryota; Metazoa; Annelida; Polychaeta; Dinophilidae
Source: the annotation of a GenBank genome assembly